AUGACGGGACGCGAAUCGCAUCGUAUCAAAGAUGCGGAAAAGAAACGUGUCUUGGACGAAGCAGCGCGGCAGCGACGCGCGCGCAAAGCUCUCGAAGCGCUGGAGCAGGACAAUUUCCAAGAUGACCCACAUGCCGAUCUCGUAAUGUCAAAAAAGUUGCCCAAAUUCCAGGACAGCAUCAAAAACAGCAAGGAGAAGAAGGGCAAACGGAAAGGCGCUGAAUAUUUUCGAGCCAAGUACCGCAAGAAUUUCCAACAGCUGCUGGAGGAAGAAAAACAAAAGCCCAACUACGAGACUGCAGCAGCUCCGGCGCCGAAGAAGCCCGUGCGUCAUUUUUGCGCCGUUUGCGGCAACUUCUCACAAUAUUCGUGCACUGCAUGUGGCACACGUUAUUGUCGCGUUCGCUGUCUUCGUACGCAUCAGGACACUCGUUGUUUAAAGUGGACCGCAUGAUUUUGGUUGUCAUGCAGCAAAAGUAAUUAGUGGUAGAAUAAAUUGCAAUAAACAAAA
Drosophila nasuta is the source of this 510-nucleotide messenger RNA. Its product is annotated as zinc finger HIT domain-containing protein 1. The record is from RefSeq and is a predicted model, not a curated record. Gene Ontology annotation, biological process: chromatin remodeling. Lineage: Eukaryota; Metazoa; Arthropoda; Insecta; Diptera; Drosophilidae. The transcript has a single exon. The coding region runs from base 1 to 453 and encodes 150 amino acids.